This is a messenger RNA of Carya illinoinensis, 1120 nucleotides long. Its product is annotated as outer envelope pore protein 21, chloroplastic-like. The transcript has 6 exons. The record is from RefSeq and is a predicted model, not a curated record. Gene Ontology annotation, biological process: regulation of monoatomic anion transport. Bases 172 to 675 code for a protein of 167 amino acids. Gene Ontology annotation, molecular function: voltage-gated monoatomic anion channel activity. NCBI's taxonomy places the organism in Eukaryota, Viridiplantae, Streptophyta, Magnoliopsida, Fagales, Juglandaceae.
AAGAUAAAAUAACAAUUGGGAUUUGGGUAGAGUGAACGAGACAAGCUCGGCCGUUUUCUUUCUGAUGUUCUCUUCUCUAUUCUAGAGUCUGUAAUUUGGGGCUAGGGUUUUUGCAUUGCAGCAACCACUGCCAGAAGUGGUUUCGAUUGUAAUCUUUAUCUCACUCGCAAAAUGGAGACCUCUCUCAGAUUCGCUGCAGACUCCAAAGCUCUAAGAAUCCACGCCAAGGAAAAGCUCCCCAUCGACUCCAAAACCUACCUGCAGAUACAUGGAGAGCUAGAUACGAAGUUUGGAGCUCCGACUUAUUUUAGUGCGGUGAUGAGACACUUCUACCCAGAUUUAUCAGCCAGCCUUGGCGUUGGAUUGCAAUAUACUAAGCGUGAGAAGCUACGAUAUAGUGUACGUGGAAAAAAGUCAUUUCCUGUCACAACUAAUGGCCUGUUAAGCUUCAAUAUCAAGGGGCGAUGUGAUGUGGACAACGAAUUUAAAGAGAGGAAGUCAACUGGAGCUGCUGAAUUCACUUGGAGUUUAUUCAAUUUUCAGAAGGACCAAGAUGUUAGGGUGAAACUUGGUUAUGAAGUGUUUGAAAAGGUUCCAUAUCUGCAGAUCAGGGAAAACAAUUGGACGUUCAAUGCUGAUGUUAAUGGUAGAUGGAACGUGAGAUACGACUUGUGAGGAACAGGACCAUUUAUUUUUUGCAGGGUCCAGCUUUAACCUUCCCAUGGUACCAAAUAGAUCUGUGGAUUUCCACUAACAGGAAUACUGGCAUGUGUCAAGAGUGAUCUCACAAGAGGGAUAAAACUAGGGAAUUUAUUGAAGAGUUCUGCUUCUUCAGGCUGAAGUGUAAACAUAGCCACUUUGUGAAACUUAUUGCACUAAGGAAAAAAAGUCAAAAUACCAUUAUUUUUUCAAAACAUCAAUAAAUGUGCUUGCAAAUAGAUAUUCUAUUAAUUUUUAUUACAAGUUUUCAUUAAAGUUGACAUGAUGUUACGGUGGUGCAUGGCAGCUUAUAAAUCUAGCUAAUUAUCUGCCAUGGAACAUCUUUAUUCGAGAGUGGUAUUUUUGUAUGAAAGUGCUUGUAUUCAAUCUUUGACCAAUGCAUAUAUCUUCUUUCUGGGAA